Gallus gallus (chicken) is the source of this 10859-nucleotide messenger RNA. RefSeq names its product protein tyrosine phosphatase non-receptor type 14 (gene PTPN14). The transcript has 19 exons. NCBI's taxonomy places the organism in Eukaryota, Metazoa, Chordata, Aves, Galliformes, Phasianidae. The record is from RefSeq and is a predicted model, not a curated record. Gene Ontology annotation, molecular function: protein tyrosine phosphatase activity. Gene Ontology annotation, cellular component: cytoskeleton. Bases 434 to 4009 code for a protein of 1191 amino acids. Gene Ontology annotation, biological process: protein dephosphorylation; lymphangiogenesis.
GCUCGCUCGCUCGCUCGCCCCCGCGGGACGGCAGCAAUCCCCUCCUUCCCGCCCGGCCUCCUCCUGCCCGUAGCCCGCGGGCGACGGCAACAGCUUCGGGAGUCCCGGCCCCCCGCGUCGCCGCCGGCGGCCCCAGCUGCGCCCGCCCCGCCGAAGUUCCUCGCCGUGGCCGGGCCGGGGCGGCGGGAGCGGGUCUCCCCGCAGGGAGGAAGGCGGCCGCCUUCCGGGCCGGGAGAGCCGCCUCCCGCGGGAGCGCACGAAGCCGGAGCCGCCGCCGAGCAGGAGUUCCUUGGAGCCUGCCCUGGGAAUGGACAGCCACCUCCAUUUCUGGAGGAGAGUAGUGCCAAUUGAAGAGGCCUUCAAGGCAAGUCGACAAGUGUGCUGAUACUCUUAGAAGAGUAAAGGGAAGAGACAACCUUCUCGGCCAACAGCCAUGCCUUUCGGGCUGAAACUACGACGGACCAGACGCUACAAUGUCUUGAGCAAGAACUGCUUUGUGACACGGAUCCGUCUGCUGGACAGCAAUGUCAUCGAGUGCACUCUCUCCGUGGAGAGCACAGGGCAGGAGUGCUUGGAAGCUGUUGCUCAGAGGCUGGAAUUACGUGAGACACACUACUUUGGCCUUUGGUUUCUCAGCAAGAGCCAGCAAGCCCGCUGGGUUGAACUGGAAAAACCUCUGAAGAAGCAGCUGGACAAAUUUGCCAAUGAGCCUUUGCUUUUCUUCGGGGUAAUGUUCUAUGUGCCCAGUGUUUCCAGACUGCAACAGGAGGUAACAAGAUAUCAGUAUUACCUACAAGUGAAAAAGGACAUUCUUGACGGCCGAUUGCGUUCUUCAUUGGAGCAGGGAAUUCGACUGGCUGGUUUAGCAGUGCAAGCGGAUUUUGGAGACUAUCAUCAGUUUGAAUCUCAUGACUUCCUCCGAGAGUAUGUCUUGUUUCCUAUGGACUGGACCCAGGAUGAAGCUGUCCUGGAGGAACUGACUCAAAAGGUUGCACAAGAACACCGAACUCACAGUGGCAUUACAGCAGCAGAGGCUGAGCUAAUGUACAUCAAUGAAGUGGAACGCCUUGAUGGGUUCGGACAGGAAAUGUUCCCUGUGAAGGAUAAUCAUGGAAAUGACAUACACCUUGGUAUUUUCUUCAUGGGAAUCUUCAUAAAAAACAGAAUUGGAAGGACAACUGUGAUCUAUAGGUGGAAUGACAUUGGGAAUAUUGCACAUAACAAGUCUUCAAUUGUUCUAGAGCUGAUCAACAAAGAAGAGAACGUGCUCUUUCACACAGAUGAUCUUGAAAAUGCCAAAUAUAUCUCACGGCUGUUUGCAGCAAGACAUAAGUUUUACAAACAGAACAAAAUCUGCACAGAACAAUCAAGUUCUCCUCCCCCUAUUCGACGACGGCCCACUUGGAGUAGAUCAUCUUUGCCUAGGCAACAUCCAUUUAUACUGCCUCCUAUGCACGUCCAGUGUGGAGAUCACUAUACUGAAACACAUAAUUCACAAGACAGCAUUUUCCAUGGAAAUGAAGAAACUUUCUACUGUAGGUCCCAGACCAGCCUGGACAGAUGUCCAGUGGACUUCAGCUACUUGAAUGGUAAUGGACCCAAUGGGAGUGUAUGCAGUGCACACAGCAUGAACUCCCUGAAUCGCUCACAGAACUUCAUCCAGGCAUCUCCAAUGUCCUCAAAUCUGAGCAUCCCUGGAAGUGACAUCAUGAGAGCGGACUAUAUCCCCAGCCACAGACAUAGUGCAAUCAUAGUCCCGUCUUACCGACCAACUCCAGAUUAUGAAACUGUCAUGAGGCAAAUGAAGAGAGGGGUGAUCCAGAUGGAUAGCCAAAGUCAGUCUUUGAGGAAUCUCAAUAUUGGAAACACACAUGCUUAUAACCAGCCAGAAGACCUAGUUUACAGUCAACCUGAGAUUAGAGAGAGGCAUCCUUAUACAGUUACUUAUGGGCCUCAGGGUGGUGGCUAUAACAAGCCUGUUACCCCUUCUGACCAAAUGAACCCUAACAAUGCUGUGCAAAAUAAGACAGCAGCCAGUGCCAUAUCACACACAGUCAGCACGCCAGAACUGGCUAACAUGCAGCUGCAGAGCAGCCAGAAUUACAAUACGGCUCAUAUGUUAAAGAACUAUCUCUUCAGACCCCCGCCUCCGUACCCACGCCCACGUCCUGCCACCAGCACACCUGACCUUGCAAGCCACCGGCACAAGUAUGUCAGCGGGAGCAGUCCCGACUUGGUCACACGCAAAGUCCAGCUCUCAGUAAAGACGUUCCAAGAGGACAGCUCGCCGGUUGUCCGUCAGUCGCUGCAGGAGGUCAGCGAACCCCUCCUUGCAGUGAAGCACCAUGCGGCUGUGAACAAGCGCCAUAGCUUGGAAGUCAUCAGCAAUAUGGUCCGUGGUAUAGAAGCCAUGGCAUUAAAAACUUUAAACGCUCCUCUACCACGCAGGAACACCCUGCGGGAGCAGGUGCAGCCAGAAGAGUCAGUUCAGAUGGGGCAUGAAGUUCAACAGGUUCCUCAUUAUCAUCACAAAAAGACGUUCUCUGAUGCCACAAUGCUGAUACACAGUAGUGAAAGUGAAGAGGAAGAAGAAACCACAAAAUCUGUGUCACAGAUAAGAGCCCUCCAUGAGAACAUGAAGUACAGUGCUCAGCUGCAAGCUGCCUUGGCUAGAAUACCAAAUAAACCUCCCCCAGAAUAUCCCGGGCCUCGUAAAAGCGUCAGCAACGGAGCCCUGAGGCAGGACCAUAUUAGUGCUUCUGUGGCCGUAGCCAGGGCCAAGGCCAUGAGGCCAGGGCCUUCCAAGGCCAUCAGUGUGUCUCGGACAGAUCAAGUGGCAAUAAAUGGGUCCUCACUCGGGCCCUCUAUCUCAGAGCCUGACCUCACAAGCGUAAAGGAGAGGGUGAAGAAAGAACCUGUCAAGGAAAGGCCUGUGUCUGAAAUGUUUUCAAUCGAGGACAGCAUUAUAGAGAGAGAAAUCAUGAUGAGGAAUCUAGAAAAGCAGAAGAUGGCAGGCCUGGAGGCCCAGAAGAGGCCCUUGAUGUUGGCAGCACUGAACGGACUUUCGGUUGCUAGGGUUCCAGUGCCGGAGGACAGCCAGGAUGAAGUAGCCAAGGUGCCAAUGGAUGAGAGGUGCAAAAUCUUGAAGAGGAAGUUGGAAGAGGGGAUGGUGUUUACAGAAUAUGAGCAGAUUCCAAAGAAAAAGGCAGAUGGGAUCUUCACCACUGCUGCCUUGCCUGAAAACACUGAGCGCAACCGCAUCAGGGAAGUUGUUCCUUAUGAGGAGAACCGAGUGGAGCUGGUGCCGACCAAAGAAAAUAACACAGGCUACAUCAAUGCUUCACAUAUAAAGGUUACUGUAGGCGGAGAGGAGUGGCACUACAUUGCUACCCAAGGGCCUCUGCCACACACGUGCCAUGACUUCUGGCAGAUGGUAUGGGAACAGGGGGUGAAUGUUAUAGCUAUGGUCACAGCUGAAGAGGAGGGAGGAAGAAGUAAGAGUCAUCGUUAUUGGCCUAAACUGGGCUCUAAGCACAGCUCAGCCACUUACGGGAAGUUCAAGGUGACAACCAAGUUCCGCACAGACUCCGGCUGCUAUGCAACCACUGGUCUGAAGGUCAAGCAUCUUCUCUCUGGAGAUGAGAAGACAGUGUGGCAUUUGCAGUAUACUGAUUGGCCGGACCAUGGAUGUCCAGAUGAAGUUCAAGGCUUUUUAUCUUACUUGGAGGAGAUACAGUCAGUGCGUCGCCACACCAACAGCGUGCUGGACAGCAGCAACAACUGCAACCCUCCUAUCGUGGUUCACUGCAGUGCAGGGGUAGGAAGGACUGGAGUGGUUAUCCUAACAGAGCUGAUGAUUGGGUGCUUGGAGCAUAAUGAAAAAGUGGAUGUCCCUGUGAUGCUGAGACACCUGCGUGAGCAGAGAAUGUUUAUGAUCCAGACCAUAGCCCAGUACAAAUUUGUCUAUCAAGUGCUCAUCCAGUUCCUGCAAAACUCAAGACUUAUUUAAUCUCUUCAAACAUCUCAGAGCCAGCUUUGUGGAUCUGACUGAACCUUACUGAUGAAUGAGGGGAACUGCCUUGACAACACAGCGUGCAAUCCGUGUUGCACUUUUUAAAGCUGUCUUGAAAGUAAGGAAUUUGUUCUUUACUAGAGUCUCCCAUGGAUUAUUUUAUAGAAGAUAUAAUUUAUUUUUCUUAGAAUAAUUUGUGAAUUACUUUAAUAACUUGUAAAACUUAUGGUGAGCUUCGAAUUGAACUAUAUUUGACACGACUGGUCUGCAUUGUAACAUGUUCGUAAGGAAAGCAAUCCUUCAUAAAUGUAGAAUACUGGCUUUUAUUUUACUACACCAUUUCUGAAAUGAACAGUUAUUUGGCAGUGGGCUUUUUCUUACAUAAGAACAUUCUGACCCAGAUGUGUAGCUUCUAUGAUUUAAAAAGAAAAAAAGAAAGACCUGCUAGAUGUCAAAUACAGUUCUAAAUGAGUGGAAGCAGAGGACAUGCCGUCCUGGGACAGGGAGACCUAAGUCUCUGCAUAGGCAGAAGGGCACAUUACAGAGGGCUCAUGCACAGGCUGUUGUGAGGGCAGAGAAUUUGGGUGCUGAACUGUUCAAAUUCCAUGAGAAUUACAGUUUUAGAUUAGUCCUUAAAAAAGCAAUAUUGGAUUUUUUUAAAUUAAGCCUUUGCUAUUUGUGGUCCUUGAAGGGAUUCAUGUAAGAGCUGAAGCAGUAUUAGAAAACUGACCAAGAGCAGGGUGAGUAGUGAAUCUUUCCUGUAGAUAUGGGUUGAGCAGUAGAGGGAUUUCAACUACAUGCAGCUGAAAAAAAUAUAUAUUUAUCAAAUUAAGCAUCUUUUAUGAAUUGCACAGAAACUUUUAUUGCCUUGAUGAUCACCUUGUGUGGAAAAGGAAUCAAAUUCAAGUUGGACAUCUCUCGUCACCAGUCUUUGUUUCCUGUGUCUUCAGUGCUGUAGUUGUUUCAUUCUCUAGUCCACUGAACUUCAUAAAAAUGAUCAAUACCGUUCUUAUUCUGUCCAGCAGUGAUUCUUGAUGGCUUUAGUUUAGAGUCGGCCUUGAUUGUUUCCCCCAUCACUGUCUUGUGGUUUGUGCACAUACCAAGGAGUUUUUUGGUAUUGGCAGCUCUCAUUUUGCUAGGGUGUUUUUUGUGUUAAAUUGCACAAACCAUCUCUCUUCUCAGGCUGCUGUUUCAACACUACUGGCCAUUUUGCGUUCUUCCUUCUAUUUAUUGUUACUGUUUUAUCCUGGUAGUGUUCAGGGUUUCCAGUAAGGAUUAUGAGUCUGUUGUAUCAGACAUUGCAUGAGUACAUAAUGGAGUUAACAGUCCUUGCCUGAAGUUUACAAUGAGAACAGAAAAGGGAAACAAACCUCCUCAUCCACCUCACAGCUAGAUGAAUGGGUUCUUAACUGGCUUGCCUGGGGCCAAAAGUGAAGUCUAUGGUAGAGCUAAGAAAAAAAAAAUCCAUGUUCUGCAAGUAUUUCACCGGUCGGCCCUGUCAACUGCUCCUUCUCCUCUUCUGUCCCUCAGCAUUCAGCAGCUGUUUUGCACAACUUUGUGCGUUAUCCUUUCUCCUGACUGUUUAUUUCAUUGAAGCAAAUCACAUUAUGAAUUACCUUGCAGCACAUGCAUGGUAGCAUGUACUUAGUUAUUUAGAAGUGACAGGAACUGUAUUUAAAAAAUAAAUAGCUUUAGCAAGUCAUGAUGCAAUUCCCACCUUGUUACUUGUGCAUGAGAUUGACAGAGACGUUCCUGCACUGAGAUUGUUCCCCUCAUCAUGCUGACUCCUUUCUCCUUUUCUUGCUGCCACCUCCUGCCAGCGCUCUGCUUGGAUCUGCUGGAGGAUGGAUCAGGCUGGAAGGGAGCCCAUGCAGACUCAGUCCCUAGCCCUGCUCAGCACAGUGUUGGACAGGCUUGCCCAGGGACACAUCCAGUAAAAUUUCAAAGAUUUCCAAGAGUGGAGAUGUUGCAACCUCCCUGGGUAACCAGAUGCAAUGUAGUUACUCUCUGAGUUACAUUCUUUUUCUUGGUAAUCCUUUCCCAGAUAAAUUUCAUCUUUUAGUCCUUCGCUACUUUUCCUUUUUACCCACACCUCUGAAUCUGUGGCCCCCAUCCUUAUCUCUGACUCCUUUCUGGUUCCAUUUCCACCCCCACUCCAAGGUCACUCUCCUUCCUUUUCAGAAUCCACGCUCCUUCCAUGCUCACUUUGUCCUCCCUCUGCCUGUAGUUUUGCAUCCCCAGCACAAACUCGUGUCCUGUUUUUUUUUCCACCCUAUUUUCUACUGUUUCUCCUUACUGGAUGACUCCUCAUUUCUUCUGAGGAUACAGCUGUUAUGUGGCAUUAGGUGACAUUAUGUGAAAUAGCAGGCUUUCUGCUAAGAACAGUUUCAGCAGCAGCAGAUGGGACAUGUCAGGUUGAGUAUUGUUAAAGGCCAUGGGACAUAGAUUCCCAGCUCCCAAGCAAUUCAGGUGCAUCCCAGAACAGACUGCAAUCCAAAAAGGCCACGGUGCAUUUACUGUUUUGGAGAGUCACAAUUACUGCACUCAUCUGUGAGCAUCUCACACUGCUGCUUCUCUGAAAUUUCCCUAUUACCACAUGGCAACAAAGAAAACCAGUUGUUUUCCUAUUCUUGUUUUAAAUGAUUGGCAUAUGGCCAAGCCAUAACUAGCUUUAAGUCAGUGUAUAAAGGCCUAAGCCAACAAGUACUCUGAGUUCAGGGUCACUGAGGGGACCUACACUCCUGCUUUUCCCUAGAUGCUGCGAGAGCUUAAUCUAAGGCUCUGCAACAAAGUCCUUCUAAAAUGCACGUAAAACUGUGCUGGUUUAUUGCUGCUAUGCAAUAUGGGUGUUACAAUGUGACAGGAAUUCUAGUAGAGAUUUUCAGCAACCAACAAAUGGCCAUGAGUUCUUUAGCUGUAAUAUCUUGACCAUGUUCCUUUUAGGGAUCAGUUGAGUUUUCAGUCAACUUCAGUUUUCUCCAAUUCCUUCUGCCGAUGCCAACAUAUCUCCUGUUACAUUAGCAGCAACCAUUUAAAGUCUUUUCAGCAGCAUCUGCAUGAUAAUUGCAAAGAGAUGCUUUAUAUCUGGGAAACAAGCCAAAGAAUAAACCUUGAAGCAAAGUGUAUUAAAUUAGUUAUCUCAUUUUAGCUUUUUGAAUAAUUUCCUAAUGAUGAAUUAAGUUUGAACUCAGAGCUGUCAAGUCCCAUUGCUCCACUUGGAUUUGAGAAGUUGAAAAUCAGGAGGGAAAAUAAUCUGCCCCUGUGUCUUAUUACUCAGUUAUUCUUGGCUGAAAUGCAUCCUACUGUUUCUACAGUCAGUUCAAAAAAGUUACUUCAUAAGAGAAUGUAAAUAGCUGUGUUUAAAAGGAAAAUUAAGCAAGCGUCACAUCAUAAGUGUCUUAGAAAAAUAUUAAUUAUGAAAUGGCACCAAAAAUCCUUUCCAAAUUAAGUCAGUACUCAUUAAUGAGCCAAAUAAAUGGCCACAUAGUAAACAGCCAUUUCCAAUUAACUCCUAAGACAGAGUGUGGUAGAUAGAAGCCAAUGUGACUCACUUUUUCCCUUUCAUUGUCAAAGAACAGUAAUUUUAAACUUUCCCUUUCAUCUGACUUCAGUGUAUUUUUUCCUGCCAUAUUUUAUCUUGACUUGAUCUGCUUGCUGAUAUCAUAAGUGAAUCGGGUUGGUGUGUCUUUAGAGGUUCCUUUCCACCCCAGCUUGCAAAUGAAUCUCAGCACGCCAAUGAUUUAUUACUGAAAUGGGUUACACUUUUGUAGGGGAAAAACUGAACCUCCUGACUUUUAAACCUGUUGUAGCUUUAUCAGUCCUAAACCACUUAAGCAAUAUUUCCUAACCCUUUAGGGAGUGACAGGAAAAUACAUAUUAUAUCCAAUUUCAUUAGUCAUUACAGGAGCGAAGCCGUGAGACUUAAAGCAGCAGUUCUGUUCAGUUUCUGGCCCACAGACAUAACAGCAGAAUCCUUUAGCACAAGGAGAGGGCAAUUUUGGGUUGCAGCAUCACGUACUUUUUAACCCCAAAAUGUAACAGUGAGUAAGUUACAGUAAAACAGUUUCAUCCAUUCUGAGUGAAGUUUGGAUUGAAAAUCUUGUAAAAUAAAUAAUAAUAAAAAUGGAGAAUUUAAAGAUUUAAAGAAAAUGGAAUCGCACAUUAAAACACUGGAAACCAGCAGUCUUCUCCAAGGUUCCCAUGUUGCAGUCUGGCACAUUUAGCCUAUGCUCCUCAGAUUAUUUUCUAGGAGAAAGCUCAGAGUGGAUAAGCCCUGCUUGGGAAUUCAUUGUGUGUAUUCUCCUUUUCAUGCACUUUUAAUCUAUAUUUACUUUCACAAUAUUUAACAGCUUCUUUUUCUUUAAGCUCAUAACAGUGCUUGCAUUGAGGUUGAUGGCAUCACAUUUUUGCUUAAUGUUAUGGUCAGACCAUUUCAUGCUUAACGUUAUCUGAGUUGAGGAUGGGAAAUCACAGUUGAGUCGCUGCUCACCAGCAGUCUGCCCAGUACUGCUGACAUCCAGUUUCUGUCCUCCAUGGGUUGAGCUGGAGAACAGAUCCUACUUAUUCCAGCUGCUCCCCAGGCCUGCCUUGGCACCUCUCGUCCUCGGUGAGCUGAGGUAAGACAGAGCUUGAUCCCACAAACCUUCUCCUACUAUAUAGGUGAAUAGGGACCCUAAAUGUUCAGCCUUACUGGAAGUAGUUUUUCCUUAAACUAAUGUUUCAGGUGAAAGGAGACACCUGUCAGAAUUUAUUCAACCUAUUGCUAAUGCUGUCCUUUAUACAGUGGCGACUGAAUUAGCUGUUGUCAGUGUCGCUAACAGUCUGGGAGCCGUGUGCUCAAAAAGUAGAAGUAUUGGUAUGGCUGAUCCCUGCUGUAGCAGCUCUCGUACCUCACCAAGAGGUUACAUUUUGCUGUUUUUAUAGAAAAGAAUACAUGUGGAACUCAAGGGUGGCACACAUUCCCUGAAAUAAAGGGUGUAUCAUACUGAAGGAGCAAAUAUUCAUAACUGAUCUUGCAAGGUAAAACACAGCAUGAAAACUUAAUCUGAGAGGUGUGGGAGCUACACAUGCAGUUCUGGCCAUCUGAGAGAAGAGAGGAGGACAUCGUGCGUGCUGCCAUGCGUAGCCUUGACUUGCAAGGACUGUGAUUUGAGGAAGGGAAGGGUUGUUUGCGCUCUUGGGCCAACAAGAGGAGGCUGAGUUCUCAGCCACAGAUAAGCUCCUGUUAGAUUGUGAAACAAAACAAUACCGUGCAGCUUAAAAAUAGCAGUGUUUACAUAAAUAUUUAAAAGCAAAUAGAUUUUGUUAGUGUAAGAUAUUCUAUAGCCAGUGAAAUUCACUUGGUUCCUCUCAGCCAUUUUUCAGCUGCUGUUUUUCUCAUUGUUGAAGUGUUGAUACUUUAGAUCUGUGCCCACCUUUACUGAGAGGUUCCCUGCUGCAGCAGUGGGACUUUGCCUUUGGAGGGUGGCCUGAAAGUCAUUGGUGGAAGAGCAGCAGCUCUCAUUGGAGAAUCCCAGUACUCAACAGUUUAAAAAAAAAAAAAAAAAAAAAAAAAAGCAACCUAUAUUCAUUUCAGGGAUCUGCUUCAAGUGUUAGUGCUUAAUAGGUUUUUUUCUUCCAGAUCAUCUGCCUAAAGACUUGGCAUUUUGGAUUGAGUCUCUAUACACAGACACUUCAGUAGAAGCAGUCCCUGAUCAGGCAGGCAACAGUGAGGAAGGCUUCCCAUAAAACUCUUCCAGGACAGGCUGGUAUUUGAUGCUAAAGGAAGAAAGAUAAUUGAAGGUAGCACAGGGUGUUCAGUCCGAAUAGCACAGCUGGCAAUCAGUGACUUAGAGGCUUCCCAAGGCUAAAGUUUUAUAUAUAUCCCAAUUUUUGUGUUUAAAAAUCACUGAUAGGGCCAUCUUCAAUGAAUUGUUUUUAAACCCAUUUAUUCCUCUGGCCUUCACAACAUCCUAUGGUGGUAAGUCCCACAGCUUAAUUAUACAUUAAUGUGUAAGAACUUCCUUUUUGUGUAUGUUAAAAGUAUUUUCUUGCUGCUACUCGGAAUCUUUAAUUAAAAAGAAAAAGCUUUUUAGUGCCAGAAACAUUGUUAAUAGUUUGUUAGUUGUUUACCCUGUUGAGAUUGCUCCUUAUGGAAAACAUGUUUUCCUCAUUGAUAAAGUACCUUUCUUUUGAUAUUUUACAAAGGAGAAGAGUUUACACAUGCAGAUGACUGUAAUAUCCCCACAUAUAAUUGUGUGGGUCAUGUUAAAUGAAAUAACAUGUUUAAAUAAGUUUUAUGUCACUGGAUUUUACUGUCCUGUUUUACUUCAGUAUUUUUAUGCUUCAGUUGUAUUUGUUCUGUAAUUCUGUACAUGACAAUUGAGCUCGAACAGUGAUCUGAAUCUCACACCCUCACUGUAUGUAUACAUUUUGUAGAGAAAUGGGAUAUCAGUUACAUGUCUUUCCUGCCCCCCCCCACCUCCUGUUAGGGGAUGAAUGGCAGAACUAUGCUAUGAUAUUGAAAGCCUUUUUUUAAAAAAAAAAAGAAAUCUAUGCAUGCUAUUUUAUAUCCUAAUGUAUUAUUCUUAUCAGUACAUAAGCUUAUGCUUGUCAGUUUUAUCUUAUGUAUAGAACUGAUUACUUUUGACAGUAUUUUUUGCACUGUUUCUUCUCUUUCUCUUUUUAUAAAGUUCUAUUUGGCAUUAAUUGACUGCAAUAUUUUUUUUUUACCCUUCACUGCCUUUAUGUAAAUAGAGCCUUUUCGAAUACGAAAAUGUUUUCCAUCACUAAGUUUUUUUUUUUUUUUCGUAAGGCUGUCCUUCAUAUUCACAAUAUACAAUAAACCUGUUUUUUUUUCCAAGGAAAA